Diaporthe citri is the source of this 738-nucleotide messenger RNA. RefSeq lists its product as uncharacterized. The transcript has 2 exons. Lineage: Eukaryota; Fungi; Ascomycota; Sordariomycetes; Diaporthales; Diaporthaceae. The record is from RefSeq and is a predicted model, not a curated record. Bases 1 to 738 code for a protein of 245 amino acids.
AUGGAUUCCUCAGGUCGCCGACCAGUCACCCCGGACUGUAAUGCAAGCGAGAACGACGGCGCCCCCGAUAGCGACAAUGAUUCUCCAGGAUGGCCGUUGGGUGGUCCGACUUGCGAGGCUCUGGAUUACCUCGAGCAAGCUCUGACGACCGGCAUUCCCAAACCAACCUAUGAUGGGCCGAUCCGGCGCGUCGUCAAGCACGAUGGAAGAUACCCCGUCGACGUGGUCCUCACCUUGCCACUGGAGACCCCUUUGCAUACUGCGCAGUCCGCAUCGGCGCAGGAUCACCUCAUGUGGGAGUGGGUGGGUUUGAGCCCAGAGCCAGACCGCAAAACGUGUUCACCCAGCGAGCUCACGAAGAUACCGACAAAUGACACCCGAGAUGCUCAGGCUAGCGCCCCACAAGCACCCAGUGGUCUUGAAGAGACCACGAAUGCGCAAUCCCCCCCUCGAGGCACUUUCUCUCGCCCAAAGCUGCGUGGAAUUCUUCGAAAGGGAAGCCCAAGCCGAACCCAAGAAGGCUCCACAGAGCCUGCGGCUCAGGCCAAGGCUGCUACGGAUGGAGCUCGUCGAGUCAAAACCGGCGGCACUCGACGCACCGUCGAGUUUCAGAUGCCGCAGGGCGAAGCAGAGUCAGACCCUCCCGAGAAGACACGAUCCCGUCCUCGGCUUAUGGUCACGAUCAAAUCUCACGCCGCCGCGCGGAAGUGGCAAGAGCUUGAGCAGAAGAAGAGAUAA